AUGGCCCUGCUCCCCGUCGUGGCGCUCUUGGCUCUGUGCCCCCUCCUCGCCCGGCCAGACCAGCCUCCUGUCACCGUCACGGUGACAGCGGCCAUCGGCGAGGACGCCUGCCUGCCCUGCGGCACGCAGCCCUGGGGUGACCUGCGCGGGGUCACCCUCAGCUGCACCCACCAGGCCGGCGGCCACCACGCCGUCCCCGUCCUCAGCCACCGCCUGGGCUGGCAGCCGCCACCCCCCGAGCCGGGCUGGCACCCGCCCGUGCAGCCCGACAGCCGCUUCAGGGGCAGGGUGGCCUUCUGCGCCGCGGGGACAGGGGACAGCGGCGUGGCCCUGCUGCUGAGGAACCUCAGCGAUCCCGAUUUCGGGAAUUAUUCCUGCUACGCCGCCCGCGCCGCCGCCCCGGAGCUCCUCUGCUCCCUGGUGCUGCAGCCCGCGGUGGCAGAGGUCCCCAAGGCCGCGGAGCCGGACAUGCUCAUGGUGAUUUGUGUCCUCACGGCCGCCUUCACCGCGGUGGCCAUCGGGGUGCUGGUGUGUGCCCGCUGCCAGGGCCACUGCUGGGGGCGUGCAGCGCGGGGCCCAGCCCAGGAGCCCGCAGCCGUGGCUGCAGAGGAAGAAGGAGAGGUGGCCUUGGGUGACCUCAAGAGUGCCAGCACCUGAGGCCAUCCCCAGCUGGACAGGUCCUCGUGUGACACCAGGGCAGGACACGGCCCUGACUGCCCCAAUGGGGGGGACAGGUCUGGGGUCAUGUUCUGGGUGGGGGU
Messenger RNA from Serinus canaria (Common canary), 761 nucleotides. RefSeq lists its product as uncharacterized. Lineage: Eukaryota; Metazoa; Chordata; Aves; Passeriformes; Fringillidae. The record is from RefSeq and is a predicted model, not a curated record. The coding region runs from base 1 to 657 and encodes 218 amino acids. The transcript has 4 exons.